AUGUUUCGGCGCAAAAAAAUGCCCGAGUCUGCCACGGCUUUGCCCGAGGCGGCGAAGAAGACCUUUGCUCGGGGCGUGGAUCAAAACAUGAAAAUCAUCCUGCGCGGAGAGCGUGGAGUCGGCAAGUCCACCCUCUUUGCCCGACUACAGGGCAAACCCGUACCCUCUUCUCAUCAAGAGACCAGCGAGAUCCAGCCGCCAUUUGCAUGCACACUCAAGGUGACCAACAUUCCCUGGAAAUACAAAAACUCGGCUGGCGUGGUCAAGGCCGAGAUUUGGGAUGUCGUGGACAAGGGCAAGCCCAGCAACAACAAGAACGUGCCGCUUGAUGAGGUUCUGCUCAUUCUUGACACCCCCAUGUGCCUUGAUGCCAGCUUUGUUGACGUUUACAAAGGCACGCAUGGUGUGAUUCUGCUUUGCGACGUGACCAAAAAGUGGACGGUCGAUUAUGUGAUUCAAAAGAUCGCCGACGCCCCACCCAACAUCCCGACAUUGAUUCUGGCCAACUUUGUGGACAAGCAAGAAGGCAACAGCGUUACGGUCGACGAGAUUCGAGGGCGGCUGGAGGAGAUCCCGCGACCAGCCAACGCCCCUCCCAUCCACAUUUGUCGUGCCAGCCUGGCCAACGUCCUUUGUUUGCUCUUGCACCUGCCUUUGCGACAGCGGCAAUGGCACGAAGCACAGCUGGCGCGCAAUAAGGAAGAAAAUGCACGGGUUGAGGCUGAGCUAACUGAACACGGCGCCGAUUCGGAAGAGCAGGACUUUACAAAGUUUAUGCAGCGCCGCCAAGAGCGUAUGCAGGCUCGACAAGGGACCGCAGAGGCUGCAUCAACUUCUCCGCCCGCCGUCGAAGGGGCUGAAAGUGGCCAUUCCAGUCCCAAUCAUGCUUCGGCAGCCACCAGUGCCAUGCCCAGUCGCAGCGCUAGCAUGGGUUCGUCGAUGUUGUCAAAGUUUCGCACAUCUUUUAUGCGCAACCGCUCCAAAGGUGAAGUCAGCAAUGGCCAUGCAGCUGGUGCUCAGGGAGCAGGCGCACCUGCAGCUGCCCCCGAGCAGGUGGGCUCGGUGGACGACUUCAAGCCAGCCGAAGCAUUGCCGGACGAUUUUUUUGCCGACUUGAGCGACGACCCAUCUCAAUCGGCAUCAGCAAAGCCGUCGGCGGCAGAAGCCUUUUAUGAAGACGACGACGACGACAACGACAACCCGCUCGUUCAAGUGGCUGCAGAUACUGAUGAGCUGGAUCUUGGCCAUGAAGACGCAGUGUCUUCCGAUUCUGAAGAUGAAGCCGAGACUGUCAAGUCUCAGCCAAAGUCCAAAUCCACCAAGCCCAAGUCCCCAAUCGUCGAGGCGAGUCAACCGACCUCUACCGGCGGUGCCAGUGGCAAUGCGUUUGCCGACGACGACGACAGUGAUGAUGAGGGGGAAAACCCCCUGGUCGUCGUGGCUGUCCCUGAGGAGGAUUCAGAUGAAGAAGAGCCGUCUGGAGUGCGCCCCGAGGUGGCUGCAGAUGAUUCAGAUGUGGCCUUUUCGGAUGAUGAUGAAGCCCCGUCCAUGUUUGCUCACCUCAAGCCCCAGGUUCCACCGCCAACUGCAGUCACUGCCGCGCCUGCUGCUCUCGAUCCGGUCGAAGCGGCGCCAGUGGUGGAUCUGGGCCACUUGACGCUAUCGUCUGUCGUGGAUGCAGACGAAUUCUAUGGUUCUUCGGGAGAUGAGGACACACAAAAUGUGCUAGUGGCCCAGAACAACGAGCCUAGUUCGACUGAGGACGAAGAUGCUGAGACACCAUCGUUGUCAAAAGCUGCUGUGCCUGCAGCAACCGAGCACGAUUUGGCCUCGGCAGCCUUUGACUUUAACCCAGCAACCGAUGUCUACACGGCCCCACCCGAAGAAACCGGCAGCCCUUCUGGGGAGAAGAAGAAGAAGAAGAAGAAGAGCAAGGACAGUGAGGUGGCUUCUCUUGAUGCGGAAGCGGCCGAGAAGAAGAAGAAGAAGAAGCACAAGCACCGGACAGAACGCGAGGGUAGUGACGAAGGCGACGAUGACAAUGGCAACGACAGUGAUGGGGCCUCAGACAAGAAGGCCAAGAAGAAAAGCAAGGACAAGGAUCGUGAUGGCAGCGAGCGCAAGAAGAAGAAGAAACACAAGCACAAGCAUAGCCACAGCCACCGCGACUCGGGCUCGGAUGACGGCGGCUUGGUGGACUUGUCGCAUGCCCCGGCGGAGACUGACUACAACCCGAUUUGA
Molecule: messenger RNA, 2241 nt
Organism: Monosiga brevicollis MX1
Lineage: Eukaryota; Choanoflagellata; Craspedida; Salpingoecidae
Exons: 19
Coding region: 1-2241 (746 amino acids)
Cellular component (GO): cytosol; nucleus
Molecular function (GO): GTP binding
Source: RefSeq, a predicted model, not a curated record